AUGCGGCUGCAUCUCUGCAUCAGACAAUCCAAGGGUUGUAAUGACCAUCGUAAUCCUGAUGAAUUUUUAACUAUUGUGGAAAGUUUGAGUUUUUACAAUUUAGCUAAAACACCAAGAAAUGGCAAUACUUUUCCCAAUAUUAUUAGCUGUUUAAUAUAUCCAAAACAGCAAUUUAUGAAGAAUGAUCAGUCCAGAUUUUUUAGAAUUGACAAUUUUCUUGAAAGCAAAAAAUUAUUAAAGACUAAUGAAUAUUUAAAAUGUGAGAAACUAGAACAUUCAGAUAUUAUUCAUCAACACAGUAAUUUGCAAUUAAUUUAUUAUAUUUCUGGAUAUGUGGUAAAAAAGUUUUUACCAAAAACAUCCUGCACUGAUUGUAAAAAGUGUCUUGAUGCAAAAUCUAUUAAUGCAACUGAUAUACAUCCAGAAUGUGCAGGAUUUACAAAGGAGUUUGAUAAAGGAGGAUUGAUAUAUCCUUCAAUGCCACUAUUUUAUCUUAUAUGUGAUAUCGAAAAUUUAUUUACAGAGUGUUUUAGUUUCAACAAAUUACAUGAAGAGAGUAUACUUGAUAUUUUAUCUAAUUUAGGAAAUAAAAAGACAAGAUAUGUAGGUUGUGAUAUUCAUAAACUUGCUUUAACUGAAAAAAUUGUAAGAUUUUAUAUUAUAACGAGAAUGCAUUUUUAUUUGAAACAAAUACAGAAAUGUCAGGAAGAAAAAAGAAAAAAACAAUAA
This is a messenger RNA of Centruroides sculpturatus (bark scorpion), 729 nucleotides long. RefSeq lists its product as uncharacterized. The record is from RefSeq and is a predicted model, not a curated record. The transcript has a single exon. Bases 1 to 729 code for a protein of 242 amino acids. Lineage: Eukaryota; Metazoa; Arthropoda; Arachnida; Scorpiones; Buthidae.